Molecule: messenger RNA, 2241 nt
Organism: Sarcophilus harrisii (Tasmanian devil)
Lineage: Eukaryota; Metazoa; Chordata; Mammalia; Dasyuromorphia; Dasyuridae
Gene: NOBOX
Product: NOBOX oogenesis homeobox
Exons: 9
Coding region: 755-2188 (477 amino acids)
Biological process (GO): regulation of transcription by RNA polymerase II
Molecular function (GO): DNA-binding transcription factor activity, RNA polymerase II-specific; RNA polymerase II cis-regulatory region sequence-specific DNA binding
Source: RefSeq, a predicted model, not a curated record
AUUUGUUGAAGAGGCAGAGUAUGAGGAAAGUGGGAAGCAGAAGUAAGAAGACGUGAGGACUUCAAACCCAGGUGCUUCAAAGGUUUUUCACGCCCCUCCCUCUAGAAGCAAUUCCAUCUUUACGAAAAUGGACUCUGGUUCUAAGGGAAGAACGCAACUUUGCUUCCACAGUAGGUAGCUCUUUCUCCUAGAGUCAAGCAGUUUCUGUAGGCUCUAAGCCCCGAGUCCAGGCCACUGCGAGCCCAGGAGUCUUCCAGGAGCUCAGAAAGCAGGUUCCGCCCCCCCUGGAAAGGAAAAGCUUUGAACCUUCAGAACUGGGUCGGGGCAGAUGGCACACACGCCAGUCUCUUACUCCGGAGUAUCCUUAUCUUCCUAUCACUUUUUGGCCUCAAGGACUAUUUCCCCAGAGCUAUAGAGGAGAAGGAAAGAAAGGCGUCCUCUUAAUUAAAGCUGCACCUGAUCUCUCCUUUUGGACUCUCCCCCCCCCUCUUUUGGAAGGGGAGGAGGUAGCGCUGUAAGGAGCAGGGGGGAGAUGCCCUAUUGCCCCUCCCCCACUUCCCAGAGGUGCUCUUUCCUUCCUCCUGCCUCCAGGCCCUGCCCUAUGGGGAGUUUAGGCUUUGUCUCGCCCCCGAUACCCCGUGCUAGGUGCUAGUCCCACACCUGCCCACACGGCGCCAGGGCUUCAUUAGGAGCCCCCAGCCCUAAGGGCAUAGAGACGAGCAGGAGAAAGACUGGGUGAGGGGAACCUCGGAUUAUGGAGCCAAUAGCAGCUACCGCCAAGGAAGCCCGGGACCCAGGUGCUACCACCCAACCCUUGGUGCAGUGUGGAACAGGCAAAGGGGUUUGCCAUUUGACAGCCCUGCUCAGCACAACUGCAGCAGGGGAGAGCAGCCAGAAGGCAGUGAGGAAGAAGGAACCUCCAGACACACCCCCACAAGUCCGGAAAAAGACUCGAACCCUUUACCGAACAGACCAGUUGAAAGAGCUGGAGAGGAUGUUUCAGGAGGACCACUACCCUGACAGUGAUAAACGCAGGGAGAUUGCUUUGGCUGUGGGGGUCACACCCCAGCGCAUCAUGGUGUGGUUUCAGAACCGAAGAGCAAAGUGGCGGAAAGUAGAACGACUGAAUUCGAAAGGAAACAAGACCAACCUGGAAGUUCCUGUCUCUACUAGUGCUUCUUUGGACAAUCUUCAUGACUCUGUCCUUGACUUCCCAUCCCCUCAACCCAUAGUCAUGGAGUCAGGAAAUUUUACUAAUGAACUGGUUCCUCCACCUGUCACUUUUCCUCCAGAACCUAAUCUACUAAUGUGUGACCAACCAGGGGCUCUGAGUCAGCACAAUGAUGAGGCUCAAAGAGUAGAGGUAGCUCCUCUCCUCUUUAGCCCCCCACCUGUCCGAAGGGCCAGCCUACCUUUGAACUUGGGCCCUGUUCACACCCCACACCUGGUACCCCUUCUGCUGGAAACACCCAAUAGUGGCUUUAGCCCUAAGGAUGGCUCCUCUGGAUCUUGGGAAACAAGCAUCACCCCAGGAAGUACUUACAACUAUUCUGAACAAAUGGAAUCCCAAUAUCACCAUCAAGACAACCAAUCCAGAGCUUUCCAGCUCUCCCACUAUUCCCAGCAUCAGCUCCUUCACCAAUCCCAACACCACCUGCCCCAAUUCCACCCUUUCCCCUUUCCUCUCCCCCAAACACUGACUCCUCCUCCUCAAGGAGACCCUAAUUCUGCUGCUCUCCUUGCAUUUGCCUAUGGGUCUGAUGGAGAGACCCCAACAGGAUUGUUCUCAGGCCCUUCAGCCGGUCAGCUUCUGUUACAACAGCCCAGUGGGAAUUUGGGUCCACUCACAGCCCUACAACCUAUCCCUUGGAAUGAUCCCUGCUUGCCCGAGCUGUCCUUCCCUGGUUCAUUCUGCUCCCAGAACUUUGGGUCCCACUCUGGAGGAGGGAGCUACAUACCUGACCUGGCUGCCCAUGUCUUGGAGAGGCAGCUUUCACCAGGCUUCAUUCAGCUUCUUGGAGGGUCUAAAACAGGCUCUGGGCUGCCGAGUGAGACUCGGGAAGAACUGUCUUCUGGCACUCAGGAGCAUUUGUCAUUGCCCAAAGAGGUCAGAGAUGGAGUCAAGAAUACUCAACUCCCCAGAAUUGCUGCUAAUGGAGACGGUAUUCCAGAAAAGAAUGAAGACUGAGAGAAAAAAGAAGUUAUCUUGCCUGACUUUUGGAUUUUUUUUUUGAAUUAUUU